This is a messenger RNA of Colossoma macropomum (tambaqui), 2232 nucleotides long. RefSeq names its product activating transcription factor 3 (gene atf3). Gene Ontology annotation, cellular component: nucleus. Gene Ontology annotation, biological process: regulation of transcription by RNA polymerase II. The record is from RefSeq and is a predicted model, not a curated record. The coding region runs from base 137 to 745 and encodes 202 amino acids. Gene Ontology annotation, molecular function: DNA-binding transcription factor activity, RNA polymerase II-specific; RNA polymerase II cis-regulatory region sequence-specific DNA binding. NCBI's taxonomy places the organism in Eukaryota, Metazoa, Chordata, Actinopteri, Characiformes, Serrasalmidae. The transcript is spliced from 4 exons.
UAUAAAACAGGGGUGAUGCAACGCACCGGCGAGAGCUGUAACUUUCCCAGCUGAGCGCGAGGAGCCGCCGCGCGGAGUAUAGAAGAAGUCGAGGGCUGAGUUCAGGUCAAACGCUCGCUCAGACCAAGGUUUCAGAAUGAUGCUUCAGCACCCUGGGCUGGGUCUGGGUCCUUCAGAAAUCAGCGCGUCCGCUCUGGUGCCCUGUCUGUCCCCGCCGGGCUCCCUCACGCUGGACGACUUCGCCACUUUCAGCCCGCUCGUCAAGGAGGAGCUGCGCUACGCCAUCCACACCAAGCGGCUUUCCAGCGGCAUGAGCGCCGCGCCGAGCUCCAGCAGCUCGUGCUCGGCUCCUCCCAGCGAGCCGCCCGCCAAGAGAGAGCUUAGCUCUGAAGAGCUUGAUCGGAGGAAAAGAAGGCGUGAAAGAAACAAAAUUGCUGCUGCCAAAUGUAGAAACAAGAAGAAGGAGAAAACAGACUGUUUGCAAAAGGAGUCCGAGAAGCUGGAGUCCAUAAACGCUGAGCUGAAAGCACAGAUCGAGGAGCUGAAGAACCAGAAGCAGCAGCUGGUCUACAUGCUCAACCUCCACCGGCCCACCUGCAUCGUACGUGCCCAGAACGGCCAGACGCCAGAGGACGAGAGGAAACUCUUCAUCCAGCAGAUCAAGGAGACCACCCUGCAAGGUCUGAACCUGACCGUCGGACCAGCACACCCCUCCGCCGUGCCGACCUCCUGCAGCCAUCUCUGAGGCACGGACUGCAGAAGCGUCCCGCUCCUGUGAUAAAGUUUCAGCAAGUUUCUGCCAAGGAAUAUCGUAGGAUCCGAUCCGGAGCCUGCUGUAAGGGACUAAGGACUAGGGAGCAGGUGGGCGCGUCCCACAUGCUCACGAUGGAACUCUUGUUAAAGCACUAACGUUGAAGGACAUUCGAUGUGUUUUUACUUUGUAUGCUAUUUAAAACUGUACACUGUUGAAUGACGGAACCUCUGUACGUGCACCAAAGCAUGGUAUCACGUUGGCUGGCGUAGCGGCGUGAUUUCAUUGAUGUAAACCGACUCUUAUAGCAUCUGUAAUCCCGGUGGUAUCCCUGCAAAAAAGGACCGCUAGUCCAGUGAAGCGCAACCGAACUGAACUCACUGUGUUUUGUGAGGGAUGUGGUGGAAGAUCAUGCUCCAGUUCAUUGAUGUAGAACGAGAUAAUUUGAAGUGAAUGAAGUAUGAAGUUAUCGACGUAGUUCCAUAGUCAUGUGUGGCUUCUGCUACAUUAAUUGUCACUAUAAUCUGCCACAUGAAAGUACUCAAAGCUGCUACACUAAUCUCUCAGGACAUGCACAAUGUAUUGCAGGAUACACGGGCAGAAAAAGGGAACGAGGAAACAGAGCUAAAGUGGACUUUGUGUUAGCAGCCACUGCUGGCUAAUUGAGGAUUAGAGCAAAGAGCGAGUUACGUAGAAGCAGGUUUCUUCUUUUGAACUUCCACCACUCAGCUUGUUCCUCUUAUCAUCUCAGAAGUCCAAAUAUGUUUUGUUACAAUGCCGCGAGUGCGAUAGCCUGGCUAUGCCUACUGUCCAAGAAGUAUUUGGAGUUUUUUGUGUCCGUAGUAAGUCGUGUAUGUGUUUUGAAAUGUUAUACUGUAUUUUUUUACAUAACGUAGACGUGUGGUUUGACCUAAAUGCACAAACCCAUUACCUUUAAAGGUAUUUCAUGGUAUAAAGCUCUUAAGAUGUUUUCAGAUACGGUCUUAGCACUCCUGUCAAACUAUUUCAGUGUUGCUCUGCAAGAAUCUGUGGUGCAGAAAUCCCCCGGUAGGCCUGAAGUGGGUAACUGGGUAGUGUAAGCCUGUGGCGAGCAUUUCCCAACUGAAACACACUGAAUUUCAGUUUCAAACAGAAUGGCAGAAAAAACCAAGAGAAUCUGGCUUUUUUACGGUUUCAAAGCAGACUACUGAGCACUAGAAGAAAGUUUAAUGUAUUUAUUCAUGUGGGAUGAGAGACGCAGGCGUCAACAGCUUUUUAUGUUUGUUUGUUUGUUUGUUUGUUUGUUUCGGGUCGUACUUUUGAAAAGGAACAGAAUACAGAACUACUGUCUGCCAUUUUCAAUCUGAAGCUAAGCUUUUGGUGGUCAGACUUUUUUUUUUUUUCAGCCGUGUUUCACUACUUCAAGCUGUUCACAUGCACUUACAAGUACUGUUCAUAUGAAGCUUGGUUUUAAAAUGAUAUUAAAGUGUAACCUGAAGUGA